Molecule: messenger RNA, 723 nt
Organism: Rotaria socialis
Lineage: Eukaryota; Metazoa; Rotifera; Eurotatoria; Philodinida; Philodinidae
Source: the annotation of a GenBank genome assembly
AUGACUGAUCAUAGUUCAUCAUCAAAACCUAAAUUCACAUUAGAUGAAUCUUUUGAUUACACAAUUUUUUUAUCGUUGACACUUGCACCUGAUAAUGAUCAAACGAUUCUUAUUCAAAUAUUACAUCGUGACUGGACUCGAAAUAUCAAUGAACAACAUCUCUAUCUUCAAUCAUUUAACAGCCAGGACAAAAAACUGGUGACUCGUAAUGCUUCAGAUUCACUGAAACCAAUUUGGAGAGGUGAAUGGAUUGCCUAUAUAGCUGGAUUUACCGGUGAGGGAUCUGUAGAAGGUGUUUAUCAAGAGAAUCAAGGACGACUUUACUCACUUAAUGUUGUAAGCGGUCAAAUUGAACGUUGGGCCGAUAAAUUUAAAGGUGCAAUGAACGACUUUGCUCUAUUAGAAAAUGGUCGAAAAGGUGUUAUCCUUCUCGGGCAGUUGAAUACAGAAAUACAAAUUUAUACUCAACAAUCAACAUAUGAUCCACUGAUUAAACUAACAGGCUGGAAUGGAACUUCUGAAAACCUCGUUACCACCUGUGUUGAAAACAAAUCUACAAUUGCUUUCAUUCACUCUUCAUUUGAUGCUCCUCAAGAAAUCUAUUAUAUAAAUACAAUUGACCAAUUGAACUCAGCUAAGAAAGUCACAAACGAAAAUAAGCUGUUUACAGAACGAAAUCUGCCCAAAGGUACAUCAUAUCGAUGGGCAAAUAAGGACGAUUAA